AUGAUUCUCGGAAACGCAAAUAUUCUUCCCUUUCAGAAGUCCUGCCUGGACUUCCCCGCGGCUCCCGACGACCCCUCGGCCCGACCUUGCGGACUUCCGUCCGGCCUCCACACUCCACUUUUCACUAGCUGCUCAGCUCCUGUUGCCUGGCUCCCAGGGUCUGCAUGCGCUGAAGGACGCUGCCGGUUCGAAGACAUCUUCAGGCAAGUCUCAGACUGA
Messenger RNA from Protopolystoma xenopodis, 219 nucleotides. The record is from the annotation of a GenBank genome assembly. NCBI's taxonomy places the organism in Eukaryota, Metazoa, Platyhelminthes, Monogenea, Polystomatidea, Polystomatidae.